AUGAGGCCAGCCUCUCGUUACCCAGUCGAUCGAUAUUUGGUUGAGAGCAGCAAAAGGAUGGAUAUUAUUGAAAUAAUGGAUGAAGAUUUAUGGAAGCCUGAACCGGCACUAAGGCCUGAAGAUGAAUAUUUAUUGAGAAAGUUGCAUGACAUGCUGCAAUCGACUGCAGAUGACCUGAAAGUGCUAUCUGGAGAGUUAUCGAAAUAUCACGAAUCCGGGGUACAAGUUAAAACGUUGCCGACACCGUUGGAUGAAGAUUUUAAUGAAAAGGUUCACGUUGAAGAAGUAGUCAAUGCAAAAUUUCAUGGUAAUAAAAUUAUUAAUGCUUCGCAAUCCACUUCACAAAAGAGUCCUACUCCAGUACAAGAUUUGAUUGCCAAUGAAUUAAGAAAAAAAGAAGUCCGCUGUGAAUCUGGUAAUGAAAUAAAAAAAACGAAAAACUUAAAAAUUUCUGGAACUAAACUUGUUCAUAUACCUGAAAGUGCCAAUUAUGUGUUAGAUACUAAGCCUUUAGAAUUAAGAAGUAAAAAUAUACCUAGUAAAGAGAGAGCCGUCCAAUAUAAUGAAAUUGUGUAUCAAGAAAUUAAGAAAGAUGAAGAAAAUAGUAGUCAAAAACAAUUUCAAAUUCAUGAAAUGCCAAGCAUAAAUAUAAGAAGUGAAUUUAAAAUACAACAAGUAGCACAAUUAGAUAUAACACCAGAUUCCAAUACCGAUAAGGAGGUCUCAACAGGCAAAAAUAAUGUUUGCGUAAUUUCCGUCAAUCACGAUUUGCCUACAGUAUCCUCCAGUAAGGAGCUUCAAAGAAUUGAAGUAAACUUCGAGACUGCUCCUGUACGAAAAAUAUCUAAGAUGUUAUCUUAUGAAAGCAGUGAGUCAUCGCCAAAUAUGGUAGGUAAGAGAAAAAAUAUAAAACAAAAACUUGUUCCAGACACAAAGAAGCCAAAUACCCGGAGACCCGAAACUAAAUAUUUGAAAUUUGAUUCUAAAAAAGCUCAGACAAAUUUGAAUGAUUGGAAAAGAAAAUUAAGUUCAGUGUAUGGUCAAUCCUCUAAAGAGAGUAAGCCACAAUUGAAAUUGAAAAAAACAACACCAAAAUUAUCAAAUACCCAAAAUCACGACAAACAACUUUCUGAACUCAAAACAACGCUAAAUAAUCCAACAGAGUACAUUCCUUAUGCAAAAUUAACAUUAGGCGGUGUUCAUGUGAAAGACAUCGAGGAAGAAAUAUCGCACGUAUCAAAUAGAAAAGAUUUACCGCUCAGUCCAAUCUUAGACAAAAUACUAAGUCGUCAGAAUUCAUUUAGUAAUGAGAUUUCUCAAAAGAAAGAAAACAAAAGUAAUUUAAAGGUUUUGACUACGUCUGAUGAAAACUUACUUCAGGAAGUUUUAGAUAUUGAAGAAAAAGUAAGCAUCACUUUAUCCAAAAACUUAAACCAAUGCAUUGAUAGCAAUCAAACUUCAAGUAACAAUAGAGAAUCAACUAACAGUACAGAUAAUACGUAUGCUGAUGAUUUUGAGGCUGACAAUUCAAAUGGGAUAACGGAGAAGUCUGAAUCUUCAAAUAAAAUGCCACAUUUAAAUGAUUCCAUAAGAAUUGAUGGUGACCAUGAUCAACCUAAAAGAGAACACAUUCAUAACAGAACUUCUGUGAAGGUAUCAAACUUAUCCUUAAAACAUAAAAUAGAGACAUUUGAAUUUAUUCAUAGUAUUGAUACUCAGGAGAAUGCAACACAAAGCAACGUAGUUAAUAAAAUGUCACUAAAAGAGACACAAACAUCGCCUCGAAGUGAUACUCCAUUUCAUAACGAUCAAUCUAUAGAUCCUAAACACGAAGUCGAAAACAUGUUCAAAUUAGAAAAAGAUUUUAUAAAGAAACUUAUUGUAGAUGAAUAUAGUGAUUUAAUAAUUAAUAUAAAUAAACCGUCUACUUCAAAUGACUCCAGAACUUAUAUCGACAGUAAAAAUAUUUCAUCAGUACAAAAAAACACUCAGACUUCCCCAGCGCGUGUGAAAAGCGUAAUGACGUCACCCACUAGAACCAAAACAAGAACAACGUCGCCGUUAGCUUUGUCUGUAACAGUAGAUAAGCAAAUAAGUCCCUUAAUAGCCCUGUCAACUGAAAAAAACUUACCCGCAACAGUUGGGUCGGACAACUCUGUUCAUUUAGACGAGUUUGAUAUAACAAUCAAUUUAUCAUCACCUAGGUUUCAAUUGCAGUUGCCUAAAUCGGCUUCUAUUGCUAAAAGUAACCAAACAGAUAGCAAAAAAUUAAGAUCUAAAUUUCCUUCGAGUAGCUCCAGCUCUGUAGAAGACUAUACAUCAUCCGACAUAAGUUUUGGUGAGAUGAGGCGGUUUCAAAGGCGCUCCAGGAGACAUAAAGUUACAUCUGUAUCUGAAUUUAGUUCUUCAACUUCAAAAUGUUCAGAGCAUAGUUUUGUUGUUCCCAUUCGAAGUGAAGGUGAAGUGAGCGUCUGUCAGACAAAAUCCAACAAAUAUAGUAAAAGUGAGGGAGAAAUCAGUCUAGGACAGUUGAGGUGA
Pieris macdunnoughi is the source of this 2538-nucleotide messenger RNA. Lineage: Eukaryota; Metazoa; Arthropoda; Insecta; Lepidoptera; Pieridae. The record is from the annotation of a GenBank genome assembly.